UGAAACUUGGGUGCCGGAACAAAGUACUCGCAAACUGCCUCAUGAGACACUGUCUCAAUGUAGGUGGGAUAUACCUCUCAGAGCAGUCACAUUUUUUUCCCCUCCCUUCCUUUCUCCUCCAAGCAGGCAGGAAUUCUGACGCUUCAAGAGACUGGCUCUGCGUCCUUGGCUCGGCUCACCCUACAAUGUAGGCCUCGCUCCUCCAGCUCCGGACUAGAGUUUUAAAAUAAAAUGGAUGAUUGGACGUUACUUGAUCUUCUGGAGUGCCCAGUGUGCUUGGAAAAGCUCGAUGUCACAGCCAAAGUCCUUCCUUGCCAGCACACUUUCUGCAAGCCAUGUCUACAGAGGGUUUUCAAGGCCCACAAGGAGCUGCGGUGCCCCGAAUGCAGGACCCCGGUGUUUUGCAGCAUCGAGGCGCUGCCGGCCAACCUACUGCUCGUGCGACUUCUGGAUGGCGUGCGCUCAAGCCAGAGCUCCGGGACAGGGGGCUCCUUCCGCAGGCCCGGCACGCUGACCUUGCAAGACGGCAGGAAGAGCAGGACCGGCCCCCGAGGUCUGCAGGCCAGCCCUUUCCGGCUGAUGCCCAAUAUCAGAAUCCACAUGGAUGGGGUGCCUCGAGCAAAGGCCUUGCGCAACUACAGAGGGCAGAAUCCUGGUGACCUGAAGUUUAACAAGGGAGAUGUCAUCCUCCUCCGGAGACAGCUUGAUGAGAAUUGGUAUCAGGGAGAGGUCAACGGUGCCAGCGGGAUCUUCCCAGCCAGCUCCGUGGAGGUCAUCAAGCAGCUGCCUCCGCCACCCCCACUCUGCAGGGCGCUCUACAACUUUGACCUACGGGACAAAGACAAGAGUGAGAACCAGGAUUGCCUGACCUUCCUCAAGGAUGACAUCAUCACCGUGAUCAGCCGAGUAGACGAGAACUGGGCAGAAGGCAAGUUAGGAGAUAAAGUAGGCAUCUUCCCCAUCUUGUUUGUAGAGCCAAACCUCACCGCAAGACAUCUCCUGGAAAAGAACAAAGGCCGCCAGUCAUCCCGCACAAAAAACCUGUCCCUGGUGUCCUCCUCCUCCAGAGGCCACACGCCCACCCUUCGGAGGGGCCCAGGGUCCAGGAGGAAGGGGUCCGGGCAGUUUUCCAUCACCACAGCUUUGAACACACUCAACCGGAUGGUCCACUCUCCUUCGGGGCGUCACAUGGUGGAGAUCAGCACCCCAGUGCUUAUCAGCUCCAGCAACCCCUCUGUGAUCACCCAGCACUUGGAGAAGGCAGAUGUCCCUCCUGGCUCUGUGGGGCAGGUCAGCGCUCUCCACCCUGUACCUGCCUCCCCAGGACAUUCCACGGCCAUGGUCAGUGUGUCCGGCUCCCAGCAACACCUCCCAGCAAACAUGUUUGUGGCCCUACACUCCUACGCAGCACACAGACCAGAGGAGCUGGACCUGCAGAAGGGAGAAGGCAUCCGGGUGCUGGGGAAGGGCCAGGGCGGCUGGCUCCGAGGCGUCUCCUUGGUUACCGGGCGUGUUGGCAUCUUCCCAAACAGCUACGUGAUCCCCGUCUUCAGAAAGACCUCUAGUUUUCCAGAUUCCCGGAGCCCUGGUCUCUACGCCACAUGGACAUUGUCCACCUCCUCUGUGUCCUCCCAAGGCAGCCUUUCAGAAGGUGACCCCCGGCAGAGCCAGCCCUUCAAGUCCGUCUUCGUGCCCACCGCCAUAGUCAACUCUGUGAGGAGCACAGGUGGCCUGGGGACCUCAGGACAAGGGUCUCUCCGGAAAGGGCACAGCAGCAUGAGAAAGAAUGGAUCUCUGCAGAGACCCGUCCAUUCAGGGAUCCCCACCCUCGUGGUGGGCUCCCUCCAGCGCAGCCCCGCCAUGGUGGUCCGGCCUCAGCAGUUUCAGUUCUACCAGCCACAGGGGGUCCCCUCCUCCCCCUUGGCGGUGGCAGUGGAGCUGGGACCCAAGCCCGCCCCCACGGGGGAGCCCGCCCUCACGUACUCCAGCAGAGGCAGCAGGGCCCGGGCAUACUCUGCAGCCAGCUCCCUCAUCAUGGAGGGUGAGGACGUCCCCGCCAAGAGUGAGCCUCCGCCCAGACCACCUGCAUCUGCCCCACCAUCGAUACUGGUGAAACCCGAAAACUCAAGAAACGGCAUCGAAAAGCAGGUAAAGACCGUGAGAUUUCAGAAUUACAGCCCUCCUCCCAGCAAACAUUACACCUCCCACCCCGCCUCCGGAAAACCUGAACAGCCAGCCGCCCUCAAGGGGUCCCAGCCUGAAGCAGCCCCCUUGGGCCCAGAGAUGACCAUCUUAUUCGCCCACCGAAGCGGCUGCCACUCCGGGCAGCAGACAGACCUCCGGAGAAAGUCCACUCUUGGCAAGGCCACGACCCCAGCGUCCACUGCCUCAGCCACGCAGACAGUGUUUCCCAGCAAAUGAAUCUACAGGUGGCUUUUCCUAAACCCCAAAGAGGUGAAUUGCACUCAAAUACAGUCUGCCUCCACUGAGGGCAUCCUGCC
Messenger RNA from Carlito syrichta (Philippine tarsier), 2501 nucleotides. RefSeq names its product SH3 domain containing ring finger 2 (gene SH3RF2). NCBI's taxonomy places the organism in Eukaryota, Metazoa, Chordata, Mammalia, Primates, Tarsiidae. Gene Ontology annotation, biological process: protein ubiquitination; negative regulation of apoptotic process; positive regulation of JNK cascade. Bases 232 to 2421 code for a protein of 729 amino acids. The record is from RefSeq and is a predicted model, not a curated record. Gene Ontology annotation, cellular component: nucleoplasm. The transcript is spliced from 9 exons. Gene Ontology annotation, molecular function: protein phosphatase 1 binding; ubiquitin protein ligase activity.